AGAAUUUUUAUUUCAUUAUUAUACAUCGAUGGACUCACUUAUAUGUAGAGAGCAGAUAGAAGUAAAAAAAGAUGGCUCCGAAGAAUACGUUUAAUCGCACAUUGAAGUUUAUGCUUAUUUUUUGUGGUGUUUGGCCAGGCGUAUCGUGCAUAGUGCUCUACAGAACAUGUUGGAUCAUUACAGUGACAUUUAUUCUAUUCUGUCACUAUCGUUAUUUUCUCACGCAUGUGUAUUCUGCCGAACUUUUGGACUUGAUGGACUGCAUGUCUAGUUUCUUUGCAUAUUCUAAAGUGAUUAUUAAAUUUGCUGUGUUUUGGUUCAAUCAGCAAAAAUUCGUCGAAAUCUUAGAGAUGAUAAGGGAAGAUUGGAAUGAUUGCAUUGACGGUGACGUCAUCAGUAUGCGCGAGACAACACGCAAAGCAAAAAUAUCGGAUCGUAUCACAAAUGCGAUCGUUACACUUCAUACGAUGACAAUUGUAGCGUAUUGCAUAGGUAUCAUCCUGGCCGAUGCCGAUGUCACCGAUCACACGACAGAACUACCCUUGCUCAACAAAUUAGAAAUACCCUUCGAUAUAAACACGCAAUGCAUGUACAGAUUCGUAUUAAUCAUAGAAUUCUUACUUAUGCUUUUUUACGGUUGGGCGGCUGGUAUAACAAACUCUAUAUUAUUGACUUUAAUUCUACAUACGGCCGGUCAAAUCGACAUUAUACGUUGCUGGCUGAUGCAACUUGUACCCCGUAAAGAGGAAUACAAACAUGUAUCAUAUCAUAUUAUUACGAGUAAAAUUAUUCAAAAACAUCAAAAAAUCAUUAGUUUCUCAAAAAAUAUCGAAAGCCUUUAUACAUACAUCGCGUUGCUACAGUUUAUCUCAAAUACGAUAAUGAUUUGCUCAAUAGCUUUCGUUAUCGUAACAGCUAUCGGUAGUCCUAAUGCAUUAGAACAGAUAUUAAAAUCCCUCUUAUUUUAUAUCAUAACGAAUCUCGAAGCAUUUAUAUUCUGCUUCGCUGGAGAGUAUCUAAGCAGCAAGAGCAAGGAAAUCGGCAUUGCGGCGUACAAUUCUGCUUGGUACGAUUUGAAAUCUAAAGACAGUCGUGUUUUGUUAUUUAUUAUGUUAAGAUCGCAGAAGCAGUUGACGCUUACAGUAGGAAAAAUGAUGGAUCUCUCUUUAGAAUCUUUCACAAGCAUCAUGAAUGCCUCAGGAUCAUACUUAUCGGUUCUGUUGACGAUGCAAUAAUCAUCAGAUUGUUUGUUGUUGAUUUUUAAGCAAUAGUUAAAAUA
Molecule: messenger RNA, 1279 nt
Organism: Camponotus floridanus (Florida carpenter ant)
Lineage: Eukaryota; Metazoa; Arthropoda; Insecta; Hymenoptera; Formicidae
Product: odorant receptor 4-like
Exons: 6
Coding region: 72-1235 (387 amino acids)
Biological process (GO): sensory perception of smell; detection of chemical stimulus involved in sensory perception of smell
Cellular component (GO): plasma membrane
Molecular function (GO): odorant binding; olfactory receptor activity
Source: RefSeq, a predicted model, not a curated record